GAACUUUUUUUUUUUUUUUUUUUUUUUUUUUUUUUUAAAGAAGACAACAAACAGCAGACCGGUCGCCGGAACAUGCAGGCGGAGAAAGAAGACGAGGAUGAAGCAUCUCCUGAAGAGUACGUUGCCCUGUCAGACUUCACUGGAGGAGGCAGCGACCAGCGCAGUUUCAGCUCGGGAGACAGGCUGCUCGUCCACUCCAAGCCUUCAGCGGAGUGGUGGUGGGCAACUCUGCAGGGGGUCCCGGGUUACGUCCCUGCCAGCUACCUGCGCCUGGUUACUGCCGAGGAAGAGGAGGAAGAGGACAUCUCCUUGGAGGACCCAUGGCAGGAUGAGGAGUACUUCGGCAGCUAUGGAACACUGAGGCUUCACUUGGAGAUGUUGUCAGACAAGAGUCGCACUGAGACGUACCGGCAGGUUAUUCUCAGCAACAGUGCUUCUCUGAGGAAUAAGGCGGUGAUGGACCUCGGCUGUGGGACCGGCAUCAUCAGUUUAUUCUGCGCUCAGCUGGCUCAACCCUCUGUGGUUUAUGCUGUAGAGGCGAGCUCCAUGGCCGACUACACGAGACAGCUGGUGAAGCAGAACGGAUGUGAGGAGGUGGUCACGGUGCUCCAGGGGCGAGCUGAGGAGAUCGAGCUGCCAGAGCAGGUGGACGUCCUGGUGUCUGAGUGGAUGGGUAACUGCCUCCUGUUUGAGUUCAUGGUGGAGUCAGUUCUGCAGGCCAGGGACCGCUGCCUCCGAGACGGCGGCAUCAUGUGGCCUUCCUCCGCAGCCCUCACCCUGGUGCCAUGUCAAGCCGACAGCUAUUAUACCGAGAAGAUGGCCUUCUGGGAACGGCCCUAUGGCCUAGACUUCACCCCUCUUCAGCCUUUGGCACAGCAGGAGUUCUUCACAAAGCCCAAGUUCAGCCACCUCAUUGAGCCCGACGACUGCCUCACUGCCCCCUGCGACGUCAUCUGCCUGGACAUGUACACUCUGCAAGUGAGAGACCUGGAGGAAAUGAAGGGUCAGUUUCAUUUUUGCGUGGAGAAGUCUGGUGUUUUCCAUGGAUUCACUGCCUGGUUCACUGUUCAUUUUGAGAGCCUGGAGGAAGGAGGUGCAGCAGUGGAGCUGAACACCGGACCUAACUCUGAGCCAACACACUGGAAGCAGACUCUUUUCAUGCUGGACAGGCCGGUCAGUGUAUAUGCAGGAGACUCCAUCAGUGGAAGCAUUGUCCUGCACAGAAACCCCGUUUGGAGACGCCACAUGACCGUGACCCUGCAGUGGAACAUCAACAGCAGCACAGAGAAUACAGAUAACUGCCAGGUUGGAACAAAGAGUUUCCCCAUGUGGAGGUGACAUACUCUCACCCAUCAACAGCGGGGAUCCACAGAAAACCUGCCUAAUACAUCGUCUGUUCAGCUGUGAGCUGCUGCUGGCCUGGAAUUAAUGUUGCCACCAAUGC
Messenger RNA from Amphiprion ocellaris (clown anemonefish), 1444 nucleotides. RefSeq names its product protein arginine methyltransferase 2 (gene prmt2). Gene Ontology annotation, cellular component: nucleus. Lineage: Eukaryota; Metazoa; Chordata; Actinopteri; Pomacentridae. Gene Ontology annotation, biological process: peptidyl-arginine methylation. Gene Ontology annotation, molecular function: protein binding; protein-arginine N-methyltransferase activity. The record is from RefSeq and is a predicted model, not a curated record. The transcript has 9 exons. Bases 73 to 1338 code for a protein of 421 amino acids.